Strongylus vulgaris is the source of this 2004-nucleotide messenger RNA. The record is from the annotation of a GenBank genome assembly. NCBI's taxonomy places the organism in Eukaryota, Metazoa, Nematoda, Chromadorea, Rhabditida, Strongylidae.
AUGCUAAAACCAGCGGAUGUUCUAAGUGUAACCCCUACCAUGACGAAAGUCAACGCAGUUGGAAUCGAUCUCGGCACCACCUAUUCGUGUGUGGGUGUCUUCAUGCACGGAAAAGUGGAAAUCAUCGCCAAUGAUCAAGGAAACCGCACUACGCCUUCAUAUGUUGCAUUUACCGACACUGAGCGUCUCAUUGGAGAUGCCGCAAAAAACCAAGUGGCGAUGAACCCCCAUAAUACUGUAUUCGAUGCCAAGCGACUCAUCGGACGCAAGUUCGACGAUCCUGCUGUGCAGUCUGAUAUGAAGCACUGGCCCUUCAAAGUCAUCUCAGCUGAGGGCUCAAAGCCUAAGGUGCAAGUCGAAUACAAGGGAGAGACGAAGGUCUUCACUCCAGAGGAGAUCUCGUCUAUGGUUCUUACGAAGAUGAAGGAUACCGCCGAGGCCUUCCUGGGAUCGCCAGUAAAGGAUGCUGUCAUCACUGUCCCUGCUUACUUCAAUGACUCUCAACGUCAGGCUACCAAAGAUGCCGGUGCCAUCUCAGGAAUGAAUGUUCUUCGAAUUAUCAACGAACCCACUGCAGCUGCUAUCGCCUACGGUCUCGACAAGAAGGGACAAGGAGAGCGCAACGUCCUUAUUUUCGAUCUCGGAGGUGGUACCUUCGAUGUCUCUAUCCUGACUAUCGAGGAUGGAAUUUUCGAAGUAAAGUCUACUGCUGGUGAUACUCAUCUUGGAGGAGAAGACUUUGACAACCGAAUGGUCAACCACUUUGUCGCCGAAUUCAAACGCAAGCACAAGAAAGAUCUCAACACUAACCCUCGUGCCCUCCGUCGUCUCCGCACCGCUUGCGAGCGUGCCAAGCGUACCCUCUCUUCGUCAUCUCAGGCUUCAAUUGAAAUCGACUCGCUGUUUGAGGGUAUUGACUUCUACACUAACAUCACUCGUGCUCGUUUUGAAGAGCUGUGCGCUGAUCUCUUCCGUUCUACCAUGGACCCUGUGGAGAAGUCUCUGAGGGAUGCUAAAAUGGACAAGAGUCAGAUCCAUGAUAUUGUCUUGGUCGGAGGUUCCACUCGUAUCCCUAAGGUGCAAAAGCUCCUUUCGGAUCUUUUCUCUGGAAAGGAACUGAACAAGUCCAUCAACCCCGAUGAAGCUGUCGCCUACGGUGCGGCUGUGCAAGCUGCUAUCCUUUCCGGUGACAAGUCAGAAGCUGUGCAAGAUCUCCUGCUUCUCGAUGUUGCUCCUCUUUCGCUUGGUAUCGAGACCGCCGGAGGUGUGAUGACCGCUCUAAUCAAGAGGAACACGACCAUCCCCACCAAGACCAGCCAGACAUUCACCACGUAUUCCGACAACCAACCUGGCGUACUUAUCCAGGUCUUUGAAGGAGAGCGUGCUAUGACCAAGGACAACAAUCUCCUUGGAAAGUUUGAGCUGUCUGGAAUUCCGCCAGCGCCUCGUGGAGUACCUCAAAUUGAGGUUACCUUCGAUAUCGAUGCCAACGGUAUCCUCAAUGUCUCAGCCCAGGACAAAUCCACUGGCAAACAGAAUAAGAUCACCAUUACAAACGACAAAGGCCGCUUGUCUAAGGUACCUAGAUUUUUUAAAGUUUUAUCGGAUAAUAAGGAUGAAAUCGAACGUAUGGUCAACGAAGCCGAGAAGUACAAGAGGGAGGAUGAAGCUCAGAAAGACCGUAUUGGAGCCAAGAACUCCCUUGAAAGCUAUGCCUUCAACAUGAAGCAGACUCUUGAGGAUGAGAAGCUCAAGGACAAAAUCUCUGCUGAUGACCGCAAGAAGAUUGAGGACAAGUGCAAUGAGGUUAUCAGAUGGCUUGAUAGCAAUCAGACCGCCGAAAAGGAUGAGUUCGAGCACCAACAGAAAGAACUCGAGUCCGUGUGCAAUCCCAUUAUUACCAAAAUGUACCAGGCCGCCGGUGGUGCUCCUGGCGGUAUGCCCGGACACCAGGGUGGUGGAUCCUCCAACGCUGGCGGACCAACCAUCGAAGAAGUCGAUUAA